GCUGUCAAGGCCGUAUAAACUGCGACUUGGCCAUGCACGGAAAGGGCCGUAUUUCCCGCACGCGGAUGACUUUGCUGCGCGGAACGUGAACUUUCCCUUAGCUGCACGGGACGUAGAUUUGUCAUAUUUAUAUACUACUUAUAUUAUAUAUACUUAUAUACUUAAUUACGACAUUAUGACAGCGAUCCACUAUAUAAUUAGACUUCCAAAGUAAAUUAAUUGUAAUGCAUGUACCUUUAAAUGAUAUUUCGCAGAAGUAGCAACUAAUGCCUUGGAUAGGUACCCAAUUUAUUUGCUUUUGCAUCUUAGUGUUUAUAUAAGGACAGUCGGAACCUUUAGACGAAAACGGAGAAUACUGAAGGCAUUGAACACACUGAAGACUGGGAAGACAAUUAUUCGGGCUUUCAAAAGUUUCGAAAUGAAUCUCAUUGGGAGCUACCAGCAUCACCAUCUGAUGCACGAGACGUUUCCCUUCGUGCAAAGGUGUCAUCAAGAUAACCCUUACUUCCAGAGCUGGGUGGUAAACCACGCAGAGGUACAGCCAGAUUUCCAGAUCCAGACCUCCUACACUUCAGAGUUCAUGGCGUCGGGGCCUGCACAUGACACCCAGCUGGAUUCACUGGCCGGGCGGAUGGGGAAGAGACGAUCAUCCGGACCGAAGAAGGAGAGACGCAGGACGGAGAGCAUCAACACGGCCUUCGCCGAGCUGCGGGAAUGCAUCCCGAACGUGCCCGCGGACACAAAACUAUCGAAAAUAAAAACGUUAAGACUGGCAACGAGUUACAUCGCUUAUUUAAUGGACGUGCUGGCUAAAGAUGCAGGUGAGACGGAAGGAUUCAAGGCUGAAAUCAAGAAAUUUGACAAUAGAGAUUUGAAGAGGAAACGAGAAAUGAGUGACGAUCAGCAAGAAUCACUAGGAAACGAGAAAAAAUUUAAAGGACGGACAGGGUGGCCCCAGCAGGUUUGGGCCCUGGAACUGAGCCAGUGAAAGUCGCGUGUCUCACAGAGACUCCGUAUUUAUCCGCGUGUCACCUGGAAUACAAAUACUGGUACAGGCCUGCAUCGACGUGCAAACUUAAGAGUUUUAAAAACCACAGGGAACACGCCGAGAGACUUUAAAGAUAAUUUAGGCCUGCCAAUUUUUUUUAACCUUCCUUAAAAUGUGUUCGGUGUUUUUUUUUCCCUACCAAAUGACGACGCUCUCUACAUUUAAUUUAACUUCAUAUGCAUAAAAACGCAAAAUAACGGAAAAAUGUUUUUUUUUGUGUGUUUUGUGUUUUUAAAGGGUGAUUUCUCCCCUCCGAAAUUGUUAUUGAUAUUGGUAAUGACAAGUUAGCACUAUUUUUCCUACUGAGGUGGUAUUGACAAGCAACUAUUGUAUCUGUCGUACUGUAUCCUGUAUAUGUAUGUUUGAAUCUACCUCAAAAUAAUGUCACUAUUAGACUAUCUAAAAUAUAAUAAAUAUAAUUAUCGAGGUUAUUAUAUUUCUUAGCACACGUUACACCUCAACAUGUCUGACUGAUUUGUCGGAUUUCUUUGUUUUAAUUUCUGUAACACAAAAUAGGCUAGUAAAACGCAACCAAACACUCUGUUAAUUACAUAGCUAAUGAUAUUCGACAGGACAGUAAAUAGGGUCCAUGAAACACGCCUAACAUCAAGCUGGCUUAUUAUGAAAUGACCACAGAAAUAUUACUGGUGGCUGUAACGCGUUUCCUAUAAAAAUUAAACCGCAAUGAUCAGUUUUACGAAACACUCGAU
Brienomyrus brachyistius is the source of this 1758-nucleotide messenger RNA. RefSeq names its product heart- and neural crest derivatives-expressed protein 1-like. Bases 419 to 988 code for a protein of 189 amino acids. The transcript is spliced from 2 exons. NCBI's taxonomy places the organism in Eukaryota, Metazoa, Chordata, Actinopteri, Osteoglossiformes, Mormyridae. Gene Ontology annotation, biological process: heart development; regulation of transcription by RNA polymerase II. Gene Ontology annotation, molecular function: RNA polymerase II transcription regulatory region sequence-specific DNA binding; DNA-binding transcription factor activity, RNA polymerase II-specific; protein dimerization activity. The record is from RefSeq and is a predicted model, not a curated record.